Molecule: messenger RNA, 1990 nt
Organism: Daphnia pulicaria
Lineage: Eukaryota; Metazoa; Arthropoda; Branchiopoda; Diplostraca; Daphniidae
Product: protein NEDD1-like
Exons: 9
Coding region: 144-1829 (561 amino acids)
Biological process (GO): microtubule nucleation; mitotic cell cycle
Cellular component (GO): ciliary basal body; centriole; pericentriolar material
Molecular function (GO): gamma-tubulin binding
Source: RefSeq, a predicted model, not a curated record
AUGUGAAUAUGCGACUACAUUAGUCUAGCAAUGUUUUCAUCUUUUGAAUUGGUUUCGGUUAUUCAUUUUGUUUACUUGCUAUUCUUGCUUUAAAAAACCUAAUUGUUUAAUCUUUAUUCAAUUUUAUUAUUAUUAAAAAGUGAAUGAUGGCGUCAGGUAAAUACUGCUGGAUAAGUGCUGCUGAAACUUGCCAAAUUUGGGAUGGCAAUUUUGAAGCAAUUCAUAAAUUCGACGAAGGUAAUGUGUUGGAUGUAGCAUGGAAUCAUGAUGGAAGUAGUCUGGCAUUUGUUCAAAAAGCCAGCAAUAAAAUUUUUACUGCUUCUAUUGGUACCGAGAUUUAUCAAAACUCAGCCAGUUUGAUUGAGGGAGAUGCCACAGCUUUAGGAUUUUCAAAUGAUUUGUUGCUAGCAGGAACCAAUUCUGGAAGUGUUCUGUUGUGGGAUUAUUCUAAACAUAAGUUGAUCAGGAAAUAUGAAGGGGUUGAGAAAAGUGCAGUUUGUCGAAUUCAAAGCAAUAGUUCUAUCAUUGCAUGUGGUCAUCAUGGAGGUAUUACUCAGGUUUAUGGCAUUAAAACUGGGCAAGCCAUUGGGCAGUAUUCAGUUACAAAUUCAUCUGGACUACGAGACUUAAAAAUUAGCUCAGUUAAAAAUUCACUUAUGGCUGCAGCAUUCAACAGUGGAUCUGUAGUUGCUUGGAACACUUAUUCUAAUAAAGGAAAUAAUUCUCUAGUAGCUGAAUUUUCCGGCGCUCAUCAGUCACCAGCAAGCUCUGUUGCAUUGUCUCCUAUAACAGAUAUCCUUAUGGUUUCUGGAGGAUUAGAUAAGAAUGUCAUAUUAUAUGACUGUCCAAAGAAAAAGAUCUUGAAGAAAAUUGAAAUCGAUUCCCCUGUUACAGCCGUAGAAUUUUUUCCGGAUGGCACAUCGUUGGUUGUUGGAACAAAUCGAGGUAAAAUUUUGAUUUACGACCUACGAUCCAUCAGUUCUCCUGUGCAGAGCAUUAUUGCCCAUACAACAUCGAUUACCAAAUUAAUUUGUCGUGCCUGCACUCACAUUCAGAAAAAAACUGAAUCAGGAAUUCCGAAAUCUAAAAAGAUAUCCAAACCCCCAAUUUCUUCUAGUAAUGAGCGACCGACGGCUUUAUUGCAAUUUUCAGCGAAUGAAGUGCCUGAAAAGCCCUCCCGUUUUCCUUUUCUUUCACCAUUGCCUUGCGAGCUUGAAUCACACUCUGUGCUAAGCCCUAUUACUGGAGCUGGGGCUUCUAGCACAGAUUUCCCUGCAAUGGGGUUUGCGAACGACAGUAAAGAACUGGAACACAAAAACAGUUCACUUUUUUCUCCCUUGAAAGGAGGGGAUAUCAGUGCUGAUUUGUACGCUAGCCCUAGUCUAGCAACGAGCCCAUUGUUAAAAUACAAAGGAAAAAAUUGCCUGGAACGCCAUCCACCUACAGCAGUGCAGUGCAGUGAAACAGUGCUAUCUGUGGAAGAGCAUGAAAUUGAGGCAACUUAUCCCUCAGCUGCAGAAUUAACUCCACCUAAACAGAAUGUACCUAUUGUUGAAGUAGGCAAUCAACCCAAAGAGGCUAUUUCGACUGAAGCAUCUGUCGAUUUUCAAGCUGAAUUUAUCCGUCGUAUUGUUCAUGAUGUGGAAGAUAAUUUGCGCGAAGUCCUUCGUUGUCGUUUCGGAGACCUAAUCAUCCAAUCAGCUCAACAAUUUCUCACAUUACAAAGCGAAUUAGAACAACUUAGACAACAAAUUCAAGACAAGGCCCAUUUAGAAGAAGAAGUAAAGCAACUGCGCAACGAAGUUAAUCAGUUGCGAAAUCUUUAUUAGUGAAACAUUCCACAUAGAUCAAAUACCUUAAAUUCCAUUUAACGCAUAAGCGAAGAAGUUGUAAAAGAACAAGUGCUAUAUACUUUAGGAUACUAAAUAGAAACCAAUGUGUGCUUCAAAUGUAUAUUAACACUAGUAAUACACAACAACUUUACAAUUUA